Cyclopterus lumpus (lumpfish) is the source of this 3267-nucleotide messenger RNA. It is a transcript of the gene pnrc2, whose product is annotated as proline-rich nuclear receptor coactivator 2. Gene Ontology annotation, biological process: nuclear-transcribed mRNA catabolic process, nonsense-mediated decay. Lineage: Eukaryota; Metazoa; Chordata; Actinopteri; Perciformes; Cyclopteridae. Gene Ontology annotation, cellular component: nucleus; P-body. The transcript has 4 exons. The record is from RefSeq and is a predicted model, not a curated record. Bases 501 to 971 code for a protein of 156 amino acids.
CUGUGGAUUCCAUUUUGUUGCCAUUCAGACGGAGUCGUGAGAGAGUGAAACGGCGUCGUACGGCCACUGUUCAACAACAAAUAAGCUUCGAAGGCGACGGGGACUUUGUAGGAACUAUAGCUCGCUGUGCUUCCUCACAUAGUCCGCCGAGGGACCGCAAAAGGCUUAUCGCAUAUUUUCUUGGGACGAAGGGCUCUUCAACAACCAAGCCUGAGGAAGUAGCAGUCGCUGCGAUGACGCACUCUGAAAAUACACGUCCCACUGGUCUUUUUGGAGUAUCGUGUGCCGAGGUGAAUUGAUGUUCAGCUCGGCUCUACGGGAAAACAACGCUCAUUGGCACAUGACAACUUCAGACCUUGCUGGACACAGAAGUACAGCGAGAAGUAGACAGAUAACUACUUCGAGGACCUGGGGCCCGAUUGCUGGUGAACGAUUGAAGAGAGAUCUCUGGUGCACCAACUUUCUGACAACAAAGAGGUGACACAUAGUGCAGAAGCAGUAUGGGAGGUGGAGAGAGAUACAACAUUCCAGUGUCCCACCCUGAGCGCCCUUUGCCCAAGAAGAACCACCAGCUGGGCCGGGCCAAGCAGAGGAGCCGUGACCAGAACGGAGCAGCAGCAUCGGCAGGGGGGGCGGGCGGCCUUCACCACCACAGCCACCGCCGGAGCGACAAGGUCGCCACCUACCACAGGUUUCCAGAGGCGCGGCAGGCCGUGUCUGCAGAAAAGAACCCUUCUGUCCGCUUUGCCACCAACUAUGAUCAGAACUGGGAGGGUGUGGUGUCUCACCUCAACACUCUCCUUGCCACGCAGGGGAGUCCGAGCUACGCAGGGCCCAAGUUCAGCGAGCCACCCUUGCCCAGUGUGUUGCCCAAGCCCCCGAGCCACUGGGUGUCCUUCCCAAUGGGCGCCUGUGACAACCGGGAGAUGAUGGCCUUCCAGCUCAAGAGUCUCCUCAAGGUGCAGGCCUGAGAGGGGGUACCCACACAUCGAAAAGCCCCAUGUACGAACUGGGACUCUCUUGAGGGCACCCACCCACCAGGAACACCUCAGUGCUGUAAUACUUUUAGCUGUUUUUAAGAUUGACCUCUGUGUUCGGAGGCAUUUCCAGCAACUUUUUUGCUGCGAAAUGUGAAUUCAACACAAUAUUAAGCUUAUGUUUCUAGAUAUUACAGCCUUGGAGCCUUGCUGGUCGGUAACGCCUUUUUUAGUGGUCAGUUUCUGUGACUAAUGACAAACUGGAUAUCCCUUCUACUUCUUUGUUUUGUUCUUUUUAAUGUUGGCUAUCGAAGCAGAUUGAGUGUUCUGUUUCCCCCGCAAACAACGGUUAUAGUAUCGGUCAGGUAAAUUCCCACCACUUUUACGGUCCAUUUCUGUGGACAGGCAUGCUUUUUCAGUUGCAUAAGUUUUAUGAUGAGCCUUUAGGGUCACUUCUAAAGCGUCAGGUGCUAAAGCAAACUCGCAUUUGUAGCAACUUUUUUUGUGUCUAGGGCCAACUUUCUUUUCUUGUGUACAACAAUCCUUGUUUGUGAUGGAAAGGACACUCAAACUGCAAUUCUGCAGGGAAAAAAGCUUUCUUACUGGAUACGCUGUACAGUACAGUUCAAAAGUAUAACCUCAAACUGAAGGGUAAUAAGAGACCAUGGCACACCGGCCUUGGACUGUCAACUCCUGUACCUUUUUUUAUUGCGCUGUGCGCACAUGCACUAUAGGAGUUGAGCUCGUCUGAGGCCGAUCACUCUAUCAUAGCAUUAUUUUGUACAAGUCCUUUUAUUGUGGUUGAAAGAUAUAAGAAGUGCUGUGUAACCAAAGCAAUGUUUUUGCUGUAUGUUCUUUUCGUUUUUUGGACAUUCUCUACGUGGUCGGCAUUGUUGUCGUUGCCACUUAACCCAUACGAGCCUGUGUGGAAAAUGAGUCACUUCUAACUUCAUCUGUCUCAAUAAGCACUGUUAUUGCUCCUCAGUCUCUGCCUUUUCAGGACAGCGCUGCAGCUUAACAACGUGGAAGAGGGCCAGGCUUAGUAGUGAGGGCUGUUGAGUUUCACUUUCUAAGUCAUGUGACAUGGUCCUGUUAAACUGUAUGCAUUCCUAAGCAAGGUAGUGCGGAGGAGGAGGGUUUCUGAAGUGGUGGCCCCAAAGUACUCAACAUGAAGCGAGGUUGGUGUUUGUUUACAAAAUAGGUUUUCGUAGUUGACCAUCCCAUAAUCGACAGACACUUUCUGCCUCUGUGUUUAUCCUCUUGCACUGCAAUCUGACAAGUUUUUAAUAAGUUACAGGCCAGGAUGCUAUUGAAAUGAUGGAGGCGUAAUUGACUAUCUCCCUAUGGAUUCUCUAUUUUUAUUUUAGUUUGACUCAUUUCUCUAGAGACUUUUUUUGCUUUCCCCUUGCAGAAUUGGAGCUGUUUAUUGCCAGCCUAAAGAUGACAAAACAAAGUAUGAGAGCUUGUGUUAGAGCCAUGUAAAUAAUGAAAUGUAUAAAGUACUUGUAGCAUAUGUACAUUUGCAGGCCGAGUUUGAGGCCUGUCUGACAAAAGUAUUUUUAGUAAUAACACUGAAUGUAUAAGACAUGCUAAGGACGUGUCUUGACUUCAAUGUCUUGACUUCAAUACUGAAGAAUAUUUUUGUUAAAAGCUGCAAAUAGCAUUUCUCAGUACCCCUACACUGUUAUCUUUCCAGAGAUAUUGCACAUAUUUUUUAUUGUUUUGUAUUAUGCAGUGUAGGGUGAAAGAUGCUUAGUGCGAAUUAAGUAAAACUGCAAAACACCAAUUGGAUCCUAGAGGAGACUUGCCUAUGUAUGAAUUAGUUCUGAAUGUUCUUACAUUAUGUAAGUGAUGUUUUUUAAUCUCGAGUUGACCUGUUUGUGCCUAAGUUGAAAUCCAUGCUGAAACUGAUUAUGUUCAUUUGGUGGUAACGCCACAAGUUGACUAAUGUUUUUCAUCAGAACCAUCUUCAAUUGUCCACUGUUCUUCCGCCAGCUGACAAUUGAACUUGGCCUAAUGCUGUUAAGUUCUUACUAUUGGUUGUUCAUGUAAAAAAAAAAAAAAAAAUUUGCCCAUGAGUUGUGCAUGGCAGUCUCCUUACUCUAAAUUUGAAAUGUGUAAUGAAUUGGCUGUUAAUUUGUCCCCCUGAAAAAAGUCACCGCCUAUGGAAAGAAAAUGCCCCACUUUGUAUCAAUUGGUUUUUAAAAAAAAAGCAAAUGUUUAAAGAAUGCACUCUGUGAAACAAUUGACAUUUUACAAAAAGAAAUAAAUCCCUUUCCCUUCCCCCCUA